Messenger RNA from Pyricularia oryzae 70-15, 1597 nucleotides. RefSeq lists its product as uncharacterized. NCBI's taxonomy places the organism in Eukaryota, Fungi, Ascomycota, Sordariomycetes, Magnaporthales, Pyriculariaceae. The transcript is spliced from 2 exons. Bases 121 to 1443 code for a protein of 440 amino acids. The record is from RefSeq and is a predicted model, not a curated record.
GCUUUUAGUCUUGGGUGUUUUAUCUUGUCAUUGUCCUGAUUUCGCUCACUUACGAGAAACCAUACGACUCCACCGUGUGACCUACUUUCACCAGCAACCCUCACGCAAACGCUCCUCGGCAUGUCUAGCCAGAUGAAACAAAUACUUCCCACGUCUUCGGCCGUAGGGCUUGUCGACCUCCCACGUCUUGACUGCGAAACCCCGCCGAUAUCACUGCACGAAACGCAGCGGGAUGACACCGCUGCCCAUUCAAGUCGGUCGAUUGCAGCCUUGGUCUUUUAUUUGUUUCAAGACUUGCGCCUCUCACAGGAAAAGCAGAAGCGCAGGUUCGACGAGCUGGAGGAGAGAACGAAUUGUCGCUUGGACAACCUGGAAAAGACCUUGGAUGAUCGACAAAAGCGGCACAAGGAUCAUGUUGAAGAAGUUCUCAGACGAACUCAAAAGUGCGCCGCCGACAUCGAGGAGCUUGCCCAAGCUCACGCAAAGGCGGAUGGCAUCUAUGCGAGAGACGAGAGGCUGAAGAGCGAAGUCACCAGGCUUGACGAACGCCUCAACUUGUCCGGAAAUGAGCUACAGCAUCUCAACGAAGCUGUCUGCUCGUGUGUCGACAAGAAGAAUUUCGAAGCACUAUUGGAAACAAAAGUGCAAGAGCGACUUCAAGAUGCAGAGGAAAAGAUCAUGCGGCAGAACAAGACCUUGCUAGAUCUAUCUGGAGAAUUACGUAGGCUGAAGGAGGAAAUGCGGGCGCUAGAAGACCAGACGCGGAAGACUUCCAAGAGAAGGACUAGUGCCACUGUACCCAGAAAAGUCGUCGACAAACUGUCGAGGCCAGAAACCGAGCCCGGGGACAUAUACACUGCCGAGACCCAGCCGCUGGAACAACCGAUCUUAAAAUUUCAUUACAAUCUCCGUCCACGGUCACAGCCCCCUGUCGAGAAAUCUGAAAUGGUUUUGGCGGUUAGCACCUUUCAGAAGACCUCUCCCAUUGCGCCGAUCAAGUCUCACCCACAAGCCGGGAGGAAGAGUCCUGGAACCAGAACCACCGGAACCACCGGCAAGACCAUAGGUGUAGAAAAGCGCACCGCCGCAGCGUCAGAUACGGACAACGUAUUAAAUCACUUGCCCAGUUCGAAGAGACGGAAACGGCCCAGCCCACAAGCAAAUCUUGCCAAGAUCUGCUGCGAGGCACAGUGGGCGUAUGAGAAAUGUCCCGACGAGCAAAGCGAACAUGAAUUCAUAGCCGAGUUCCUCAAAUUUUCCAUGAAAAACCUAAGUCCGGUGGACAAGAAGCAACUGAUGGAGGCGCUAGGUGAUUUGGCGACUACAGAUAUACAUGGAAUGCCGAUAUUUAGACAGGAUACCGACUGGUCGGAUAUUUGGGAACGUCUAUGGACAAUCAAGGAUGUUCCGGGAAUGUAUCUCAGAAAGUCCAAGCGGGUGUAAUGAAAGGGAUUGCACUUUGCGACAAUAUGAUGACCAGACUACGCUAAUCUGGCAUUCAGCAAGAUUUAAAUAUCUGGGAUUCGAGCGAGCUAUGUAUCAACCAUCCUACAAUCUAAGUCCCAGGAUUGUCCAAAAUAAACCAAGUUGGUGGCAG